GCUCGACGGUCAGUCUGCUCCAGUCUGCUCUUGGACGCCGCGCGAAUUCGGUCGUGUUGGACGGUGUUGGGUGCGUACGCUUAUGAAACGUCAACGAUACACAGUGUUUGCGUCGCCCUCACGCGUCACGCGUCACGCGCAUACCUGACUGCGAGACGUUCUCAAUCAAAUUAUUGGCUGUCAGCGACCGAGGCGCGAAGAGUUGAACAGCUGAACGUCGCGGUGCAUCGACGACGACGACGACGACGACGACGUCUAGAGAGUCUCUCUCGCGAGCAACGAUCAGCAGCGACAGCGAGCGCAACAUGGAUCGAUCGUCCAAGUUGAUUCUACGGAAGCUCAUCAUAGAUUUUCUCUGUCUAUUUGUUGUGGGCAUUUCGGUCCUGAUGUUCUUCCUAUUUGGUAAACCUUACAAACGCGGUUUCUUCUGCAACGAUGAGUCACUCUAUCAUCCAUAUCAUGACUCUACAGUUACGAGCGCGAUGUUGUACGUCAUCGGUCUUUUCCUUCCUAUAUGCACGAUGAUUAUAGGGGAGUACCUGCAUUGGAGACAUUUUUCCGAACACACAGCAAAUGUGCUUUUUGGAUACACCAUACCUCCGUGGCUGUGGAAUGCUUAUCAAAAGGUUGGUGUGUUCGGUUUCGGAGCAGCCUGUACCGUUUUAACCACGGACAUCGCCAAGUACAGCAUAGGUCGACUACGACCGCAUUUCAUGAAGCUUUGUGUACCUAAUGUUGAUUGCAACUUGUCCGAGAAUCAACAUAGAUAUAUCGAGGAUUUCCAUUGUACUGCAACGGGAGUCUCGGCCAAGCUGUUAAAGGAAGUCAGAUUGUCGUUUCCCUCCGGUCACUCAUCCUUCUCGGCCUACACCAUGAUCUAUCUUGCAAUGUAUCUUCAAUUAAGGAUAAAGUGGAAGGGCAGUAAACUGCUUAGACACUUCUUGCAACUUUUGUGCUUGCUCAUGGCCUGGUUUACCGCGAUGACACGAAUCUCCAAUUAUAAACAUCAUUGGAGUGACGUGCUCGCCGGAUCCAUCCUCGGUACAAUUAGCGCUUUAGUGAUGGUACACUGCAUAGCAAACCUCUUUAAGGAGCAGAAAGAGAGACGCUGCUCCAUAGAGAAACACCGAUCUACCGAUUACGAAGCGGAAGUUGGUGUCACUGGUACACAGUUGUCCCCGGAAAACUAAAAAAAGGUUCCUGGAUUUCUUAUAAAACAUCAAAUGAAAUUAGAUCUCGUUCGACGUUCGACUGCGUCUUCAGGACAGUCUUCUUCAGCCAGAAGUUUGUAGUGCUCGACAAGUUCUAAACCUUCAAGAAAUACUUUUCUAAUUUCGAGACAGUAAAUCAUUUUACACUAUUUUGGAACCGUUUCUUAAUUACACCAUAUUUCUACCGUACUUUUUUCUUAAAUUACAAGAUUUGAGCUUCGUCGAUGCUGCUACGGAUUCAUGAGAAGGAGAAGUAAGAAGAGGUAGAGUGCAAUGUAUAGCUAAAGCUUGCGAAUAUCUCCUAUUUUUUGUUGAGCUUUGUGAUUUAUUAUGUGAACGUAUGGAACGCGAUGCACUUUAGUUACAGCGAGAAGCAAUAAUUCUUUUACUUUGUGCCUUUAUCUCUUUGCCUUUAGUAAUGCUUGAAGAAUAGAUGUGUGUUUCUAGAAGCCUAUACUUGUGUCACAUCCUUCAUGAAAAGAAUCAUAUGUGUGCGUGUGUGCGUACGCGUAUGUGCGUGUACUAGAGAAAAUUAUAUAUAUAUAUAUAUAUCGCAAAGAAUCAGUUUGUUAAAUAGAAAUGAAAAAGAUUAUUUUUGUAGUCGGUAUUUACAGAGUUUUAGAUAAUAGUGAUUAUGUAUUUAUUACUUAUUGCGACAUAUUUAUUUUUAAUCUGACAAAUAGGGUGCUUUCAAUUCUUUUACGCUUAACGUAACGCAGACCGAUCGUCCACUGAAUAUUCUAUUAUGAGUAAUAGAAAUUCGCUAAUUAGAAAUUACAAUUUUAUGUUAUAUUAAUGCACGGUUUGUCCAAAAACUUCCGAGACUACUGGUUUAAAAUAUAAAUAGAAAAAAUUGUAAAAACUUUCUUUUACUUGUCAUGUUUUACAGUUUCCUUGUAAUUCAAUACAACGAUUACAACGUUCAUAUAACUUGGAAACUUUUUUUUUAUAGAGGGUUUCUUUUGAAAUUCUCUUUAAUUCUCGCGUCAUAUUAACUUGGAUAUCCUCUAAAUAGUCGUAGUGUGUUCCUCCUUUAUAUGAAUGAGUUCCGGAAACAGAAAAAAGUCAUAUAGAGCUAAUCAGCUGAAUAUGGAAAGUGAUGAAAGGAAGCACAGGAAUUUGUUUUCGUGUUAAAAACUGGGUCACGAUUCCAGCCAUGUGGGCGGCAAAAAAAAUCUUUUUUCUUCCAUUGGUCUGGUCAAACACAUUGAAUCCUUUUGCGAAGCUGAUCCAAUAUAUCCAGAUAGAAGUAAGAGUUUACAGUGCACACGGGAACAAUUUCUUGUAAAUAAGGUUUUGAACAGAGCGACUCUCGGCCCUCUUUGAAUCCUUUAAAUCACUCAAACACUUAAAUAUUUAUCACCGUAAGCAUUUUUCAUAUCCUCGAACGUUUUCGUAACUGUUUUUCCAAUUUUUAAAUUAUGUUAAUCAUUGUUCUUUUUAUUUCACAAUUACUUUUAUAAUACACCAAAAACUUCGAUAGUCUCGUUCUCAGCACAGAAUAAUGAUAGUCAGCUAAAUCUAACGUACAUUUACAAAGAAAUGAUAUUACUAAAAAUUUCACAAGUCUCCUAUGGAUGAAGCAACUAGUGUGUCUCGAAAAAAUUCAGUCCUGAAUUUUUUGGACAGACCGUGUAUAUAUUUUUAUCAUUAUUCAUUUAUAUAUCAUUGUUCACUUUGUUAUUCGAAUAGUUCGCUUGUUCAGUACGAUAAUCGAAAUGUGUUCAGUAUAUUCGAAAGAAUUUUGAAUGUACUCUGAGAAGACGAUCCUUUUUCUUUUAUACAAUCUUUCAAUUUUAUAAAAUCCAUCAUGUUUUACAUGUAUUGGUCUAUUCUGCAGAGCAGAUAAAUCGUAAUAAAAUCGUAGCCAGUUAAGAUGCA
Messenger RNA from Solenopsis invicta (red fire ant), 3092 nucleotides. RefSeq names its product putative phosphatidate phosphatase (gene wun). Gene Ontology annotation, biological process: signal transduction; phospholipid metabolic process; phospholipid dephosphorylation. Bases 306 to 1190 code for a protein of 294 amino acids. The transcript is spliced from 8 exons. Lineage: Eukaryota; Metazoa; Arthropoda; Insecta; Hymenoptera; Formicidae. The record is from RefSeq and is a predicted model, not a curated record. Gene Ontology annotation, molecular function: phosphatidate phosphatase activity.